Molecule: messenger RNA, 1921 nt
Organism: Centropristis striata (black sea bass)
Lineage: Eukaryota; Metazoa; Chordata; Actinopteri; Perciformes; Serranidae
Product: indian hedgehog B protein-like
Exons: 4
Coding region: 555-1865 (436 amino acids)
Biological process (GO): multicellular organism development; cell-cell signaling; regulation of gene expression
Molecular function (GO): patched binding; calcium ion binding
Source: RefSeq, a predicted model, not a curated record
UCGUUUUGGAUCACUCAAAUCCCCUUCAAUUCAACUGGAAAGCUGCAGCUUGUUGCGCGCCGGCCGCAUAUGGAGAGGAGAAGCUUUCAAUCCAGAGAGGGCACUAACCAACCGAGCAGCGGGCGAAAAGUGGCUCAUGUUGUGACAGUUUCCCAGAGCAAAAGAAAGAGAGGGAGAGAAACCACAACACUGCAACUUGGAUAUCAGUAACCGCGCGCGCUCCCUCUCUCUCUCUCUCUUUAACUCUCUCACCCACCAGAUCGACUUUGAACCUGUUUGUUUAAAUACACGGACUUUACAGCCUGCACGCUUACUGUUGAUUCUGUAAGGCGGAGGGAGCGAAGUUUCUCAAUUUUGGGUCAACUUUUUGGAGCUGCUUAAAACUUUUUUUGGUGUCCUCAUGGUGCCUGGGGCUGCCGACAUGGGCUUCUUUUAUCCGAGUUUUUCGGACGUGAUGUUGCGACUGUCACGGACGAUGGAGUCGGGAUCUGAGCCGGGGAGGUACUGAAGACACCUCUCUCUCCCCCGGGAGAGUCCUCCCUCCCCCCGGGGCGAUGCGGAUCUCCUUCCUCCUUCUCACCGCCUCUCUGUGUGCCUUGGUCCUCCUCCUCGCACCUGCCUCGGAGGGCUGCGGGCCGGGGAGGGGGUACGGCAAGAGGCGGCUCCCCAAGAAGCUCAUACCGCUCGCUUACAAGCAAUUCAGCCCCAACGUGGCCGAGAAGACCCUGGGAGCCAGCGGGAGACCCGAGGGCAAAAUUACGCGCAACUCCGAGCGCUUUAAAGAACUGACGCCGAAUUACAACACAGAUAUUAUCUUCAAAGAUGAGGAGGACACGGGAGCAGACAGGCUCAUGACCCAGCGUUGUAAGGACAAGUUGAACUCCCUGGCCAUCUCUGUGAUGAACAUGUGGCCGGGCGUGAAGCUGAGAGUGACCGAGGGCUGGGACGAGGACGGACACCAUUCAGAGGACUCGCUGCACUAUGAGGGCCGAGCUGUCGACAUCACCACCUCAGACAGGGACAGAAAUAAGUACGCCAUGUUGGCCCGGCUGGCUGUGGAAGCUGGAUUUGACUGGGUCUAUUACGAGUCCAAAGCCCACAUUCACUGUAGCGUCAAGUCAGAACAUUCUGUGGCAGCCAAAACUGGUGGCUGUUUCCCUGGCGACGCUCAGGUGACCCUGGAGGGCGGGGCUACCAAACAGAUGCGUCAUCUUCGUCCUGGCGACCGCGUCUUAGCAACAGACGGUCACGGCCCCCUUCUCUACAGCCCGGUCCUGUCCUUCCUGGACCACCAGCCCAACGUCUCAAAGAUCUUCUACACCAUCGGCACCAACGCAGGACUUAAUAUUUCUCUCACAGCUGCUCACCUGAUCUUCGUCACGGACUGCUCCACCGGGCUGAGGGACCCAACAAAGUGGGAAGAGACAGCUGAGGGGCCGCUGUCGGGCUCCGUAUCGGAGCACAGGCCUGCUAGUGAAGCAGGUCUGAAGACAGUUUUUGCCAGCGAGGUGCGGCCAGGACAGUGCGUAUUUACGUCACAAGGGAAAACGGGCUCAAAACGGGCAAAACUUUCAGUCGUGACGUUUGUAGAAGAACAAAGCAGCACUGGGCUGUACGCCCCGCUCACCCAGCACGGCUCCAUAGUGGUGAACGGCGUGCUGGCGUCCUGCUACGCUGCUGUGGACAAUCACCAUUUGGCCCAUUUGGCUCUGGCCCCACUGAGGUUCUUUUACAGCCUGAUGGGGCCCUCAGAAGCGCAGACCGACGGCCUGCACUGGUACCCUUGGCUUCUACAGAGGCUGGGACAAACGCUGUUGGACGCUGGACACUUCCACCCAUGGGGCAUCGAGCAAGGACUCAAAUAGGAGCCACAGCCAACAUGGUCUCACAGGAAUCCGUGAAAUAGCCACGGAUUUGCUUU